Molecule: messenger RNA, 2286 nt
Organism: Akanthomyces muscarius
Lineage: Eukaryota; Fungi; Ascomycota; Sordariomycetes; Hypocreales; Cordycipitaceae
Exons: 2
Coding region: 1-2286 (761 amino acids)
Biological process (GO): intracellular signal transduction; peptidyl-serine phosphorylation
Molecular function (GO): protein serine/threonine kinase activity; ATP binding
Source: RefSeq, a predicted model, not a curated record
AUGAACGGGGACCUGAGUCUCUCUCAGGCUCUUGGUGGUCUCCGGAUAGCCAAUCCUGACGACGCGACGCAAGACACUCUUCCGAGGCACGCCGACCCAACCUCCCAAGCCCCUACCACACACGACACCACGGUCACGGGUCACCACAUUGCUUCUUCCAGAGACCUAGCCAACGGGCCUUACAGCAUCGCAGCGGAACUGCACCCCAAUGAAACCGAUGACCAGUCACUGCCGUACGCACAGCCGCCUACAGACAUACCUGCCCUGCCCCCGCAGCCCUCAAUGCCGACACAGAGCCAGGUUGUGUCCGAAGCCAGCUACGGCGAGUCACCACUGCAACAGCAGUCAAACCGGCUCAUGGCCCUGGCCACAGGCAGCGCAAGCGAACCCAUGCCGCACCGAAAACAAUCGAGAGGAAGUGCAGAUGGCUACUUGCGCAAUGAACUAGCCCAACCAGGUGCCCAUCCCAACCAGACGAGUGCGGAAGACUGGAAAGAUCGCGGCGCUGCAGUCGGUAUCAGGAGAGAAAUCGACAUCAACGGCAGGCCGAUAGUGCGGCAAGUCAAAAAGGGGGUUCGAGACUUCUCAUUUGGCCGGAUACUCGGAGAGGGCUCAUACAGCACCGUGUACCUGGCGACCGACAGACAAACGCUAAAGGAAUAUGCAAUCAAAGUGCUCGAAAAGAGGCACAUCAUCAAAGAAAAGAAGAUAAAAUAUGUCAACAUCGAAAAGAACACACUCAACAGACUCACCGAGCACCCCGGUAUCGUCCGACUUUACUAUACAUUUCAAGACGAAGCGUCUCUUUACUACGUCCUGGAUCUUUGCAACGGUGGCGAGCUUCUCGGCGUACUGAAGAAGACGGGAACUUUCGAUGUCGACUGUGUGAAAUUUUACGGAGCCCAGAUUCUGGAUGCAAUCGAUUACAUGCACUCCCGAGGUGUGAUUCACCGUGAUCUGAAACCGGAGAAUGUCCUUCUCGACAACGAAAUGCACGUGAAGAUUACAGAUUUUGGUACCGCCAAACUGCUGAGAGAUCCAAGAGACCCGCAAAGUACAAAUUUCAGUAACGCCACCGGGACUGAGCAAGAUGAAGACAGAGCCGCAUCAUUCGUUGGUACUGCGGAAUACGUGAGCCCUGAGCUUCUGACACACAAAACUGCUUCGAAAGCAAGUGACAUAUGGGCGUUUGGAUGCAUCAUCUUCCAAUUGCUAGUUGGAAGACCGCCCUUCAAAGCUGGAAGCGAGUACCUCACCUUUCAGAAAAUCGUCAAUCUCGAAUACGAGUUCCCCUCUGGUUUCCCCUCCGCUGCAAGCGACCUUGUUGAACGUUGUCUGGUCCUCGAACCUACUAGGAGGUUGACGAUCGAGCACAUCAAGAACCAUGAAUUCUUCGAAGGGCAACCAUUCGGAAGGGGCCUAUGGAGGACCAAAGCGCCGCGGCUUCGGGCAUAUGUUCCCCCGCCGCAAGAACCAAACAUCAUUCAGCUGAAUGGCUUCCCAUCCAACAAUACCUCCAACACUAGUCAACACCGACAGCAAACCAAUCAAAAAUCAGCGCCCCGUCCGGGACGAAUCAUCACGGAACUGCCGCCUCCUACCCAGCUCGACAUUGAAUGGUCUCCAGUACUCACGAAAGAUAAUGAACGCAUCCUUAAGUUGGCUGACUUGAUGGUCAUAUCAAGUCCGCUACAUAACGUAGCUAAUGGAAAGAGCGCAGAUGAAGGCCACAAAAAGCUCUCCCGCUUCUUUGGGGGUAGCACAACUAAGAAACGGCACAGACUCGUUAUGAUUACCUCGAGUGGAAGAAUUGUUCUUGCUCCUGCCGGCGGGGAAGAAAAGCGAUCCAAACAGGAACUUUCACUGCUCGCACCAGACAGCUCGUGGCACACCCAUAAUGACGCAAAAGGCCAACUGGUCUGGUGUGUAGACGUCGGCGGAAACCGUUACACAUUUGAAGAAACCAAAGGUACAGCGCCUCCAGAAAGUGGUGCAUCCUAUGCAGAAGAGUGGAUAAGCAGCCUAGAACGAGCGCGCGAUCUUGCUGUUUCUCAGAACCUUGUGGCACAAGGAGCUGAAAGUGGAUUUUCCGAAAUGUCUUCAAGCGUGCCCAGUCCUUCCAGCACAAUCGGUGGUCGAGGCAAUGGACCCGACUCAUACAGCAUCAAUGAGCGACCAUCACGCGGUCAUCUCACCAAAGGUCAAGGUGGCAACGAUGAAACUACUCCCAAGAGGAACCGGUUUAGUAAACGACAGUCGCGCAACGGUCUUGGUGCUGCAUUCUGA